AUGGUUAACGGGGCGGCGUAUGGGUUCUUUAAAUCCAGCAGGGGUCUCCAACAGGAGGACCCGCUUUCUCCUGCCUUAUUUGUAAUAGGAGCAGAAGUUCUAUCGAGAGGGUUGAACAACCUUGCAUCACAACCGUGCUUCCAGGGGUUUAAGGUGCCCCAGGGCUAUCCUGGGGUAACUCAUUUGGCAUUUCCGGAUGACGUACUAAUUUUAGCUAAUGGGUCUACAGCCUCGUUACACCGUGUUAUGAGGGUAUUGGAUAUGUAUCAGUGCUCUCUGGUCAACUACUCAAUGCUCAAAAGAGUGGCUACUUGGUUCACCCGUCCUUAUCCAGUGCAAGACGUAGGGCUCAUCGCUUUGGGCCGCGUUUAUGCGCGAGAAGUAUUGCCAGGGAGUUCAUCCUUGCCAGGUGGAGCUCAAGCCUUUUGCUUCAGCGACUUGGCGACGGAUGCUGGAUGGUCAUUGGAACGCACAGCUGUUGUCUCAAGUACUCCCACAAGACGUUAUACCUACUAUUUUGGGAAAGCCGAUCCCGACUGA
Molecule: messenger RNA, 540 nt
Organism: Coffea eugenioides
Lineage: Eukaryota; Viridiplantae; Streptophyta; Magnoliopsida; Gentianales; Rubiaceae
Exons: 3
Coding region: 1-540 (179 amino acids)
Source: RefSeq, a predicted model, not a curated record